Messenger RNA from Oryctolagus cuniculus (rabbit), 5490 nucleotides. RefSeq names its product fibroblast growth factor 1 (gene FGF1). Lineage: Eukaryota; Metazoa; Chordata; Mammalia; Lagomorpha; Leporidae. Gene Ontology annotation, molecular function: growth factor activity. The record is from RefSeq and is a predicted model, not a curated record.
GGGUCCUACGGGCACAGCUGAAGGUCUGGAUUUUAGUUAUUUUGUGGAAGCAGGAAGCAUGGAAGGCUUUAAGUGACCGAUCUGAUACAGGUUUUAAAAAGAUUCCUCUGGUUCUGUGAUGGGAAGGAGCCAAGAACAAGAGAGGGGGCUACCGCAGAAGGCGAGACAGGAGCUGGCAGGGGACUGGACUGGUGUUGGCUGCGGGCUGACUGAUGAUAAGCACGCCAUUAGAUAACCUUCACUGGAGGCAGGACUGGAACAGCAGGCCUCAGAGAAGUCAGCCAAAUCAGAGCGCCGGGACCAGGGCCAGAGGAAAAACUCGACCAAGCCGUCGAGAGAAAUAUGACUUUAAUGCAAUAUUGCUCAAAAACCCAAUUGAAAAUGGACAAGAAAAAUGCCCACGAUGGACACAAUAUCCACUGAUAGCAAAAAGAUGGCACGAGGAACACUGCUGACCCUACAACGUGAGCAAGACAAGACCAGCAAGGGCCCCGAGACGGCUGUGGGUGCGGAGUGAAGACACGCCGUCAGCAGGCACGCACAUUAGGGCAGAGCCCACUGAGGUCGGAGAUGGAGGACAGGGGAGCAGGGGGGGUCUCCUGCGUGUCCUGACCACCUCCUGCAGAUUGAAUCCCUCCAGGGCACAGAGUUUCACAGCCCAACAACCGACUCCUUGGACAGUUCCGAAAAGCAACGCCUGCCUGUUCCUGUUCUGAAAGAUCUCAAGACCAGCUUCCCACGCCAGGACGGGCUCCAGAACACGGUGCCGUGAGAGCACCAGGGAACCUGCGGCCCGCGCCGCGGGCGUGUCCGAAGGUCCAGAUUUAUGGAAUUCCUGAAGAGCCCCUUGCGCCUGACAAAGCCCGGGGGGAGCCGGGAACGCAGGAUGCCCGACUGUCAAGAGGGGUUAUGUGCAGAAAGAUGGCAGCACCAAGAAGGAAAGAGAGGUCAGCCUGCCGGCGCCCCGCCUGCUUGUUGCUUAACCUGCUUCCCAGGGCCAAUCGCUUAAAAUCCCCCCUCACCCCGGUCUUUGAACCUUGUCCAGCCUAAUGGCUCUUUGAUCUCUAAAGCAUGAAGGGGAGCGGUGGAUGCUGAAGGAUAUGAAUGGCUUUGAAAGGUCAGUGAGGAAAGGAAGGAAGGAGGGAGCCAUGAAAGCUGGCCACGCCCGCAGCCACCUGCCAAGGCCAGUGCAGACUCCACCGCCCCUCACUGGCAAGUGAGCGUGCCGCCUGCCUAUCACUGCCUGCCUGGCCCGUUUGUUUCCUGGUCAGUGUUACCUUGACUGCAGUGCGUACCCUCUGCCGGCACUACAGACCUAUCUCUUAGCUUGGCCCCUGGGAUACAAGCUUUCCACUCACUCCCCAGCUCUUUCCUCCCUUAUCAAACGCUGGUCACUUCCCAGGGCCUUUGGUGAUGUUUUCUUGCUCCAUUUUCUGCACAUGAAACCCACCAACCCCCUCCCCCAACCAACAGCUGGACUGUGUGUGGACCUGUGUGUGGAAGGCAACCACGUGGCCCCUGCACCCCGAGCAUCCUCAGCAGAGUGCAGAGGGGGAAUGGUGCCUUUUGGACUGGUUCACCAGGGAUCAAAGAGAGGCAGCAAGUGCCAAAAAACCUCUAAAAAUAGCCAAAGCCCUUAAAAAGAAAGAAUGUUAAAAAAAAAAAAGUUUUAAACAGUCCCAAUGCAGGCCAUGCAAAUAUUGGGUCCCAGAAGGCUGACGCUGGGACUAGCGACUGCUUUCUACCUGCCCCCUCGACUGUGACACCCACUGGGGCCCUUGGCAAACCCUGGCCCUGCCCUGUCGCCUACCCCCUGCAGGGUACUGGAUGCCUCUGCAGGAUGUAGCGCUCUCUACAUGGCAGGGCCCCUACGGCCUCCUGUCCAGAUCCAGACCAGAUUCUGAGAUGUGGAGUGAGCUCCAUGGGGUUUACAUUCCUCUGCAGUAUCCAGGCGCCUUAAAACACAAAACCCUGUUCGGGGAAUGCGGACUAUUCUUCCAGAGACGCCUGGAUAUCAUCUGUCUGGCAAAAAUUGCCGAGCGCCCCGCCGCCAUGGCUGAGGGGGAGGUCACCACCUUCACAGCCCUGACCGAGAAGUUCAACCUGCCUGCAGGGAACUACAAGUUGCCCAAACUCCUCUACUGCAGCAACGGGGGCCACUUCCUGAGGAUCCUGCCGGACGGCACUGUGGACGGCACAAGGGACAGGAGCGACCAGCACAUUCAGCUGCAGCUGAGUGCGGAAAGCGUGGGGGAGGUGUAUAUAAAGAGUACGGAGACCGGCCAGUACUUGGCCAUGGACACCGACGGCCUUUUAUACGGCUCGCAAACGCCCAGUGAGGAGUGUUUGUUCCUGGAACGGCUGGAGGAGAACCACUACAACACCUACACGUCCAAGAAGCACGCCGAGAAGAACUGGUUCGUGGGGCUGAAGAAAAACGGGAGCUGCAAGCGCGGUCCUCGGACUCACUACGGCCAGAAAGCCAUCUUGUUCCUCCCCCUGCCGGUCUCCUCCGACUAAAGACCUCUGUCCCGGGUGCUGCCCACUCCAGAGGAGCCUCGCGGGGUCCUCACCUGGUUGACCCCAAAAUGUUCCCUUGACCUUUGGCUGCACUGACCCCAGCCCACAGAGCCCAAGUUUGUAAGCAACGCGCUUCUACGUGCCUGGUCCCCUUCUCGGCAGAGCCCUUUCCCCCAGCACGGUUUGGAACAGAGGGAUCGAAUAGCUUCUAGGGGGCCAAGUGGCUGGCCAGUCUGGGGUUGAGUUGGGAUGGGCAGCUGGGUGCCCUGGGCACCUGCUGUGGGCAGAGGUGGGGCCAAGUGAAGGGGGUUAAGGUGCCCGCCAACUGGGUUAUUACUAACACCUACCAUUUCCCUCUGAUAAGCCAGCCCUGUGAGGCUCCCAAACAUCUGGCAUGACCCCCAAUAUCUGGCAUGACUCCCUUUCAUCUUGUAGUACCCCAAUAAUAUGAGCAGAGGAACUGAAGCCAGGUCAGAGAGAAGCAGUGUUCCACGAGUACACACAAGAACAGGGGGACUGGCACUGGAAGGGGGACAGUGCACCUUGGUGGGCAACUGAGAAAGAUGGGAUGUGGAGUAAAUGACAGAGGGGAGGCUUGGCCACCGGCAGCCAGGACAAAUCCCUGGCCUUGAUCUUCCCAAGGUCAUUCAGCAGCGGGAAGCCCCGAGGUGAUGUCAGGUGGGAGCAGGACAGAUUGUUCCGGAUAAAAGCAAGGACAUCAGAUGUUGGGAAACUCAGCCAGUCUGGGAGCGCACGUGGGAGUGAUGAGAAAGAAGGGAAAUGCCGGCUGAGGGUUCGCUAGCCUCUAAAGAGGACGGCUUUGUAAGGGAGGAAUAGGACAGAGAGGCCAUGGGUUGUGCUCAGCCAGCAGGAAGCAGAGGCUCUGGGGUCCUGGUGCACGGCUGCUCCAGCACCCAGGAGCUGUCUCCUCCUUGGGAGCCCUGGCGGCAUGCAGAUGCUGACUCAGUGGGGCUGGGUAGGGUUGCUACGUUUCCACUGGGCUCCUGUGCUGGGGCUGCAGCCACCUCCCCCAACACACGUCAAGGAGCAGGGGUUGAAAGCAUGGUAUUCCGAGAUGGCUCAAACCCCUGAUCCUCUCCUCGCCCUUAAAAUCACCCUCCCCACCACGAGUCUCCCUGGGCAGGCAGGAGGCACGGACGGAAGACGCAGAUGUGCUAGGUUCAGUUUUAAGGCGCUUUGGCCCAGGGCCUGUGAAAUGCCCAUUCAGGAGACAUACAAAAGGAUGCUUCAAAAAUGUUAAACCCUCACAAACAGCUUUCCCCAAGAGCCCAUUUGUGUUACCAUUACUUGUAUAAAUACGCUUCCUGCUUAAAGUAAACUUGACCCAAGUGGCUAGCAAAUUAGAAACACCAUUCAUCUCUGACAUACGAUACUGAGGCCACGGAAAGGCCUUUAAUAAGCCAUUUACAUUUACUGUGAGGCUCUGUUUUAAUCACAUUUUUAAAUAUAUAGCUUGAAGGCAGUUACACUGAUGAGCAUUCAGCCACUGAGAAUGAUAAUAAUAGGAUAUGAAGCAUAAGCUACUCAAUUACCUAAUGCUUAGACUCCAUUUACCUAUAAAAUGAGAUUUUUCUGCUUUGCACAGUGCUAUCACAAGGUUUCCUUUGGAAAUGGGUUCUCUUCAGCAAUGAUAUGAUAGCGGUGAACGAAAACUGAUGAGAACGCUAGCUCAUGUUUCACAAGGACCUGAAGCAUCAUGAAUUGGAAAAGAAUUCCUUAGUGACUAAACUGUCCUUUUGCAAAUGGAAGGAAAAAGUGACACUCUGUGAGUACCACCGAGUAAGGGGACAACGUGCUCAAAGGCAGCGAUCUGCAUAGACAGCAAAAUGCUCUCAGAACCUUUUGUUUCUGGAACUUGGAAGAGAGGAUUCAAUCUUGUUUUAGUACAUCUUUGCAGGCAGGUUACGGAUCAUGCAGUGGGGCUUAACCUCUCUUAGGAUGAAGAUUUGGCCAGUAAAUGGUGUGUGGGGAGGAGAUCUAAGGCAUUUACAUUGGUCCAUAGUUUUUAUUGUAGGAAUCAAAUUCAAGGGUAACGUUGGCCAAGAAGAGUCACAUACCUUCGCUAACCUAUGACACAGCAGUCUGGGACUGCACAGACCCGAAGCACUGCGGUAGACAUACUGUCGUGACCCGGAGGGUCUGAGCCGAGUCAUGGUUUGUGUGUUUGCUCAGUGGCUGUCAAUGCCUACUGCGUGCUGAGCGUUGCACUGGGUCCCAGGGUGCCCGAGGACUUUGUCUUCCUAGUUUGCUCUGGCACCCUCUUCCGGGGUAUAAAGUGGAUUCAUUUCUUUAAGACAAGGAAAAUCACAGACUUUGUAGGUUCUUGCUGAGUAAGCUGCAAGUCCUAGAGGCCCAGCAUUUGCAAGAACGGGCCACCCCCAGUGUUAGAUAAAGCCCUGUGUGAGUAUUAGAGGACACGAUGAGGUGAAUCACAUUUUCACCUUCAGAGCUGUGUCAAGUUCAGGGGCGCUGCUUGGGGAUCAGGAGAAGAACCCAGCAGAAUUCACUACCUGGAGCGGUGGGUAGGCCCCUGCUCGGUUCAGCACAGGACGUUAAGCCCCCUUCCUCAGCUUCCAAGUCUCGCAGCCAGCGGCCAGCCACGUGGCUCGCAGGAGAAUGCGUGUUCAAGGCCCCUGUCACACAGCGCCAGGGCAGGCUUGGAUAGUUUGCGAUGCAGUGGCAGUGGAGGUGGUUGUGUGUUUCCAUGGAAAGGACAGACACAAAAGCCUCUGAUGGCCAAUAGUGUGGACACCUGAGAACUGACUGGAUGUCACUCCGUGCUGCGGGGCUGAGCCGACGUCCUCAGCUGUGCAGAGCGCAGUACCACAAGCAACCGAGCUCCCGGGCUGCAAAGCAGACCCCUGAGGAAGAUGCUGCCCUUCCUCCCACCCCACUGUCUGUGUCACAGCCUGCACCUUACAAGCACUAAUAAAUGUUCCCUGAAUCGUG